This is a messenger RNA of Coffea arabica (coffee), 1005 nucleotides long. RefSeq lists its product as uncharacterized. The record is from RefSeq and is a predicted model, not a curated record. NCBI's taxonomy places the organism in Eukaryota, Viridiplantae, Streptophyta, Magnoliopsida, Gentianales, Rubiaceae.
AUGUAGUUCUUGCAAGAUUAGACAUUAAACAGCUUGAUCAAGGGCGGCUGUCCUCGAGAAUAAUCUAUUUCUACUAAACCAAAUAAAAACUUAAGAAGGGGAAAAUAGGGAAAACAAAAAUGGAAAUUUCAAUUUGACCUCUCAAUAGCCUCUGAAAAAAAGAAAACGCAGAGUGAGUGUACAGCAAUGAAAGGGCAAUGACUGUAAACUGUGUAUAAUUUGAGUAGCAUUUAGGGAGUUAGUAAUAUUUCCAAGGUUGCGAAUUGCUAUUAACUCUGGAUAAGGCAGCGGUUCGUUGCCCAACCCUCCAAAAUUCGUCGGAGAACAGAAAGAGAGAAGUAAAUCAGCGAAGAAGAGGCGGAGGGAGGCGGCCCAAAAAGAAAAAGAAAAAGAAAUAAACGAGUGAAAAUGGAGAAGUACUUUGGGAGUCCAUACAGAGGUGACCCGGGAGUCCCCCACUCCGACCCUGAUCGGUUCGUCAACAUAUGGGUAGGAUCCGCCAUCUUCUCUGCUCUCACCUGGACCAAUCCCUACAUGUGGACACUUUCUAAUCAGUUCAAUUGGCAUGACAAGGCAAUGCUGUUUGAGCAGUAUCACUGGAAGAAAGCACUUGAGAAGGGACAGCCCUACAAAUUCAAGUGGAAUGAGUUGGACAAAGAAGUACGAGACUCAUACUACUUCAACUGGCCUGUCUACUUCCCAUAGCUUGCUCUGCGUUCCUGCAUUUUAUUUCCUUUCAUUAUCAACUCGACACAAUUGUUACGUUUUUGUUCUCAAAUAAUCAAAAGAAACAUCUUCCGGACUUGUGUUUUUAAGGUUGCCGCGAGUACUUAGCUGGAACUGAGAUAGCAUCAGAAUCCCUUUUUUUUUUUUUCUCUUUGGUUUUUUGUUGUUAUGCUUUUUGCAUGGUUUAUUCUGCUACAUUCUUAUUGAUUUGGGGCUUAUUUUAGACAGCUUGAUAUCAACUAUUAUGGGCUUUUAUCAAAGCUAAAAGCUGUUGUUACC